Myxocyprinus asiaticus (Chinese sucker) is the source of this 575-nucleotide messenger RNA. RefSeq lists its product as uncharacterized. The transcript is spliced from 3 exons. Lineage: Eukaryota; Metazoa; Chordata; Actinopteri; Cypriniformes; Catostomidae. The record is from RefSeq and is a predicted model, not a curated record. The coding region runs from base 1 to 468 and encodes 155 amino acids.
AUGACAGCAGGGAAGGCAUGUAGUGCUCUCAUCACAGGGGCCAACCGAGGCUUAGGUUUAGAAAUCUUCAAGCAACUCCUGGAGGCCCCUUGUUCAAAGAUUUUUGCUGGAUGCCGUGACCCAGACGGGCUAAAUUCUGAGUUGAUGGAAAUAGCAAAACACUUUUCCACUGCUAUUUCUGUGGUACUAUUAGAUGUUGCUGAUCCAUGCAGUAUCAAAGAGUCUGCCAAGAAAGUGGGUUCACUACUGGGGGAAAACAUCCUGAACCUGCUGAUGGAUAAUGCUGGAGUGUUGCCACAAAAAACCAUGUUCACCGCCACUGUUGAGGACAUGCAGAACACCGUCAACACCAAUGUGAUAGGAACUCUAUUUGUCAUUAGGGAGUACCUGUAUUACUUGCGUAUAGCAGCUAAAGCGACACGGAUUCAUGGACUACACUGGCAAAACAAUGUCCUGGUAAAAGGAUAAAAACUCAUCUGGAAGCUCAACAAAGGGUGGAUCCAGGUCUAAACUUUCAUAUUUCACCUAUUAUAAGGCUUGACCUUAUCAGUACUUACCAGUCAUAAAUGAUUAUA